AUGCCAUCUAACCGCAUAAUUAGUGACUCAAGUUCAGAACUGACACCCACCCCAACACAGGACCCAACACACUCCUCCUCCUCCUCCUCCUCACAACCACAACCAUCACUCGAGUCACUAACCAUUGGCACUCCCGACCAAAUCACUGCACUCUCAAAACACGCACCGCUAGUCUUGCCCAACCAAUUACCCGACCAGCCGUAUGCCGAAACACUACAAGCAUUACGGUGUAGUUACAAUUACACUUUUGUCAUGAAUUGGUUGUGCAACUUCCGGGGGUUUUUGAAAUUACAACUGGAGUUUUUCGAUGUUGAUAUUUUCGAAUUGGAAUUGUUGAAUUAUUUUCCUGAUCCAGCUACACUUUAUGAUAAUUAUGAUGUGGGAGCGACGGGGCGCUACUCUUCCUCUCCACCACCGUAUCCUGCAUCUGGUGCUUCAAUGUUGUUUAUUAAUAGGUUGAAAUUGAGCUUGAUGCAUUUUUUGAUGGGGAAUAAGAACCCAGAAUUGAGCUUUGAGCAAGUUGUGAGGCAGAAUUUUGGCAUAAGCACACCGUUAGGUGGUGUUGCUGAGGAAUCUGUUGAGAUUAAGGAGGAUGGAGAUGACAUCGAAGAAGGAGAUGUGGAAAAGGAAGCACCUGAGCAAGAGAAGCAACAACAGCAACAUCAAGAGCAGCAAGAGCAAGAUGUAGCUGGUAUAGACACCGCGCCAUCAUCCAAUGAUGCCAUCUUACCCCAAUUUGACUACCUAUUAAUUGAAGACAAGAUCGAAGUCUUGUACAUUGUCAUAUCCUACAUCGCCACCAGCUACAAAUUCAAAGACUGGAUCGAUCGCCAAGCGCCAAACCAGCCAGAAUUCUCUCGUGUUGACCCAAUAUUUGUCACCGAAAACACAUACAUUUCCAACAAAACCACAAAAGAAGCUUCACAUUCACAAUGGCUCUUGCUCUUUGACAAUGCCCGUCUAUACAAACGCACCAUCGGUUACCCCGACCUCGAAAUCCCCAAAAAACGUAAAAACUCACCCGAGUUCCCCCAGGACCAUUACCCAGCUUCCAAAUUUGACGUUUCUAAAUCACAAAUCCAAUUUGAAUUGAUUGCGAAAAACAUCUUUGAAUUGAAUACCUACUUGACCAAAUUAAAACUGAAUCGAUUCACGACAUCACCUCGUGUUUUGAUUUCCAAAUUAACCAGAUCGAAAUUAAUUGACUCUAUUUUCAACAAUGAGAUCAAAAAACGGAAAUUCAUCGCUAGUAGGAAGAAGGAGGUGCAGUUGGCAGGGUUAUUGGCAGUGAGGAAAAGAUCAUCGCGUUUGGAAGCUAGACAAGAACGUGAAAAAUUACUACGCCAACAACAAGUACAACUGCUGCAACUGCAGCUGUCGAAUCUGCAUGGUGAAGGUGGUGGUGACAAUGUGCGUGUUAGUGGAGAACGCCGCCUUCGUGAUGUAAGUAAUGGACGUGAAACUCCCGACCCGAAAUUGGAUAGUCAAAGGCGCUUCGAAAGAAGACAGCAAAGACACAAUCGGUGGUAA
Molecule: messenger RNA, 1530 nt
Organism: Lodderomyces theae
Lineage: Eukaryota; Fungi; Ascomycota; Pichiomycetes; Serinales; Debaryomycetaceae
Exons: 1
Coding region: 1-1530 (509 amino acids)
Source: RefSeq, a predicted model, not a curated record